CGACUGAAAGGCUAGCAGAGCAAAAAGGUAAUAGUCCUACGGUAUAUGAAUUAAGCAAUGCGGGUAAUGAUCAACCAAUUGAUCUAGAGAAUAUAAAACCGAUGAUUUGCCGUAAAGUUAGAGAUUCUUCAAAAAGACCAAGAGUGAACAGAUUGCAAGCCGUCAGUAAAAUGUUCGGUAUGGGAAAAGAAAAGAGGAAUGGAGACAAAAGAAGGUUGAAAAUCUCUAGACGAAUGAUGGAGCAGUGA
Cetraspora pellucida is the source of this 248-nucleotide messenger RNA. The record is from the annotation of a GenBank genome assembly. NCBI's taxonomy places the organism in Eukaryota, Fungi, Glomeromycota, Glomeromycetes, Diversisporales, Gigasporaceae.